AUGCAAGUCCUAAUCUCUUGUGUUUUGAUUCUUGGUUUUGCUUCACCUUGUCUAUGUGGGAGGUGGAUUAAUGUAGCUAAAACAAACAAUAAUAUAUUCAAUGUGAUUGCUUAUGGUGCUCGUGGUGAUGGCAUAUCUGAUGAUACACAAGCAUUUUUACGUGCAUGGAAUCAUACAUGUGGAGCAGAAGGGACAUCAACACUAGUUAUUCCACCAAAAAAAUUAUACUUUGUGAACAACUUAGAAUUCAGAGGUGCUUGCAAGGCCACAAGUAUUCUCAUUCAGCUUAAAGGAAAAAUAGUUGCCCCUCCUAAGAAAGCAUUUAAGGAUGCCUCAUAUUGGAUUAGAUCCAAUAUGUAA
This is a messenger RNA of Medicago truncatula (barrel medic), 360 nucleotides long. RefSeq names its product probable polygalacturonase At3g15720. NCBI's taxonomy places the organism in Eukaryota, Viridiplantae, Streptophyta, Magnoliopsida, Fabales, Fabaceae. The coding region runs from base 1 to 360 and encodes 119 amino acids. The transcript is spliced from 3 exons. The record is from RefSeq and is a predicted model, not a curated record.